AUGAUACGAUCAUCAGCCUCGACUCCCUCGCUGAGGUCGAGGGAUGGAGCCGUGCCUAUGCACACCAGAGCAGAUGGAGGUGGAAAUGUAAAGGUCGUUGUCCGUGUCCGGGCCUUCCUGCCUAGAGAGAUAUCGCGCGGAGCAGAAUGUCUGGUCCAGAUGGACCCCAUCACGCAAGCGACGACGCUUCUGCCCCCGGAUGACGAUACCGCGCCAUCCAAAGCCAAGUCUCGCAGGGUUGUCGAGGAAAAGACGUUUACAUUUGACAACUCGUUCUGGAGCCACGACGACAAGCAGCAAGCAUACGCGAACCAAGAAGACGUCUACAACUGCCUAGGCGAAGAGUUCCUUGACCACAACUUCGAGGGCUAUCACACAUGCAUCUUUGCCUACGACCUCUUUGAGCGGAUCGCGCAGGCCCGCGACGAGACACCUAACAUAUCCUAUAACGUGAGGGUGUCAUACUUUGAGGUUUACAAUGAGCACGUCCGAGACUUGCUCGUCCCGGUUGUGCCUAAUCAACCGCCCUACUAUCUCAAGAUUCGUGAGUCGCCGACCGAGGGCCCCUACGUCAAGGACCUUACCGAAGUUCCCGUACGGAGCUUGAACGAAAUCCUCCGUUACAUGAAGAUGGGCGACUCGUCGAGAACGACGGCAAGCACCAAGAUGAACGAUACCAGCAGCCGAAGCCACGCUGUCUUCACCAUCAUGCUCAAGCAGAUCCACCACGACAUGGAGACGGACGAGACGACGGAGCGGAGCUCGCGCAUCCGGCUCGUCGAUCUUGCGGGCAGCGAAAGGGCAAAAUCGACCGAGGCGACGGGCGUGCGGCUUCGAGAGGGCAGCAAUAUCAACAAAUCUCUGACGACGCUCGGUCGGGUCAUUGCUGCUCUCGCGGAUCCCAAGCACCGCAACGGAAAGCGGCGAGACGUGGUGCCUUACCGAGACUCGAUCCUCACUUGGCUCCUCAAGGAUUCCCUAGGCGGAAAUAGCAAAACGGCGAUGAUUGCCUGCAUCGCGCCGUCAGACUAUGACGAGACGCUGUCGACGUUGCGGUACGCCGACCAAGCCAAGAGAAUCCGCACGAGGGCCGUGGUCAACCAGGACCACCUCACCACCGCGGAAAGGGAUGCCCAAAUCGCCACCAUGGCCGAGGAGAUUCGUACACUGCAGCUCGUAGUUUCGGACUCGAGGCAGCGCGAGAAGAAUGUCAAGGACCAGGAAGAGAGGCUCGAGGAGUACCAGAACCGCGUGGCCAUGAUGCAGCGCAUGAUGGAGGAAAAGACACUGGUGGCCGAGGGCAAGAUUCGCAGCCUGCAGACAGAGAAUGAGGCGUUGCGCCUGCACCUCAAGCUCGCCCUCGAGAGUAUCAAGAACCCGAUCCCCGCCGUCACAGUUGCCCCGCCCUCGGAUACCGCGGACUGUAAGGCGAGGGUGGCAGGCGAGGGCCACGAGGACAAGGAGAACACACCACGCCGCGACGAAGAGGACGAGGAUUAUGAGGAUGGCUACUCGUCGGGCACCCUGCACGAGAGCGGCGAUGAGGAUGAGGACAUGGGAGACGACAUGAGGGCGCUGCUCAAGGAUCUGGACCUGUUUCGGCGCAAGAUUGGCGACGACAAGUCAAGAUUUUUUGAGGGUAGGCGGGAGCCGCUGAGCGCACGCAUCAAUGUUUAA
Molecule: messenger RNA, 1677 nt
Organism: Parascedosporium putredinis
Lineage: Eukaryota; Fungi; Ascomycota; Sordariomycetes; Microascales; Microascaceae
Source: the annotation of a GenBank genome assembly